Molecule: messenger RNA, 2034 nt
Organism: Labeo rohita (rohu)
Lineage: Eukaryota; Metazoa; Chordata; Actinopteri; Cypriniformes; Cyprinidae
Product: protein NLRC3
Exons: 3
Coding region: 433-2034 (533 amino acids)
Source: RefSeq, a predicted model, not a curated record
AGAGAUGAUCAGACUGGAGACCAGGAUUCUCAUCAGCCAGUGGAUGAUGUCCUUCAGAGAAUCAAAGAGCAGUUUAAAACCAGCAUGAAGAAAAAGUAUGAAAGAUUAUUUGAGGGACUGAAACUCCAUGAGAAUGAAACCCUCCUGAAUAGGAUCUACACACAGCUCUACAUCAUAGAUGGAGAGAGUGAAGGAGUGAAUGAAGAACAUGAGGUUUUUCAGAUGGAGAAAACAGCCAGAACAAAACACUCACAAGACACUCCAAUCUACUGCAAUGACAUCUUUAAAGCCUCACCUGAACCAGGACAUGAGUAAAAAGACCAAAUCAAGACGGUUCUUACUAAAGGCAUCGCUGGAAUUGGAAAAACCGUCUCUGUGCAGAAGUUCAUACUGGACUGGGCCGAAGGAAAAGCCAAUCAGGAUGUAGAUUUCAUGUUUGUGCUUCCAUUUCGAGAGCUGAACUUGAUCCGAGAUCAUCAGUACAGUCUUCACAGACUUCUGCUGGACUUCCAUCCCGAACUUCAAGAUCUGGACUCAAAGGACUGUAAAGUUGUGUUCAUCUUUGAUGGUCUGGAUGAAAGCAGAAUCACACUUAAGUUUUCAGAUGAUCAGAAAGUUUGUGAUGUGACUGAGACUUCAUCAGUGGGUGUGUUGAUGUCAAACCUCAUGAAAGGAGAGCUGCUUCCCUCUGCUCUCAUCUGGAUCACCUCCAGACCAGCAGCAGCCAAUCAGAUCCCCUCCAAAUACAUCAACCGUCUGACAGAAAUUCAGGGAUUCAGUGAGCCUCAGAAGGAGGAAUAUUUCAGGAAGAGAAUCAGUGACCAGCAUCAAGCCAGCAGAAUCAUCUCACACAUCAGAAGAGCAAGAAGCCUCCACAUCAUGUGCCACAUCCCCGUCUUCUGCUGGAUCUCAUCCACUGUGCUUCAGAAGCUCCUGAAAGAAGAUCUGAGUGCAGAAAUCCCUCAAACUCUGACUGAAAUGUACAUCCACUUCCUGCUGAUUCAGAUCAACAUGAGGAAUCAGAAGUAUGAAGAGAGAGAUUCAGAGAAACUCCUGCAGUCCAAAAGAGAAGUGAUUGUGAAACUUGCUGAAGUGGCUUUCAAACAGCUGAUGAAGGGCAAUGUGAUGUUCUAUGAGGAGGACCUGAUUGAGAGCGGCAUAGAUGUCACUGAUGCCUCAGUGUAUUCUGGGAUUUGCACUGAGAUCUUUAAGGAGGAAUCUGUGAUUCAUCAGAGGAAGGUCUACAGCUUCAUUCAUCUGAGCGUUCAGGAGUUUCUCGCUGCUUUCUAUGAGUUUUACUGCUAUUUAACAAAGAACAAGGAGCCACUGCAUGAAUUAACAUUUUACAGAUAUAAUGACUCUCUGUAUGACCUACUAAUAUCAGCAGUAGAUAAAGCUCUUGAGAGUAAGAAUGGACACCUGGAUCUGUUCCUGCGGUUCCUGCUGGGCGUCUCACUGGAGUCCAAUCAGAGACUCUUACAGGAUCUACUGACACACACAGAGAACAGCUCAGAGAGCAUCAGGAGAACCACACAGGACAUUAAACAGAUGAUAAAAGAUAAUAGUAAUGAUGAAUAUUAUUAUCGUAGUCGUCAUCUCUCAGCUGGUCAAUCCAUCAAUCUGUUCCUCUGUCUGCUGGAAGUAAAAGAUCAGACUCUGUCCAGAGAGAUUCAGGAGUUUGUGAAAUCAGACAAACACUCAGAGACAUAUCUUUCUCCUGCUCACUGCUCAACAAUCGCCUACAUGCUUCAGAUGUCAGAGGAGGUGCUGGAUGAGCUGAACCUCAUGAAAUACAACACAUCAGAUGAGGGGAGAAGAAGACUGAUCCCAGCUGUGAUCAACUGCAGAAAAGCUCUGCUUUCUGGGUGUAAUCUCACAGACCAGCAUUGUGAAAUUGUGUCUUCACCUCUACAAUCCUCAAACUCUGUCUUGAGAGAGCUGGAUCUGAGUAGCAAUCACCUGAAGGACUCUGGUGUAAAGUUUAUUUUUGAUGGACUGAAGAGUCCAAACUGUCAGCUGCAGAUACUGAGGUGA